This is a messenger RNA of Drosophila sulfurigaster albostrigata, 1504 nucleotides long. RefSeq names its product coiled-coil domain-containing protein 28B. The record is from RefSeq and is a predicted model, not a curated record. Lineage: Eukaryota; Metazoa; Arthropoda; Insecta; Diptera; Drosophilidae. Bases 77 to 1072 code for a protein of 331 amino acids. The transcript has 4 exons.
AAUGCUUAAAGCAACCACACACACAAAGCAAACAAAUUUUGCUUGAAAACAGAGAUUGAAAACACAAAUUGGAGAAAUGGAACCAAACGAUGAGGUUGUUGAGCGCCAGAAGCUAGUGCCAAAUGAUGUGGAGACCGAGGAGGAAGCAAAAUCAGCCCAAACACCUGCCACGCCCGUUGCGGUGCCAAAGAUCAAUAUUAAAGGCAUAUCGAGUGGCGAAACAACGCGUAGUCGCAACUCAGCCUCGUGUUCCAUUGAGCGCACCAUCUCAGAGAAGGGUCAAGGUGCCGGCAGCAGCCAACAAGGUCAACAGGCUUCAGCCAAAACAACACUGCAAUAUGUCAACGAACGGCGACCACGCCCACACGCACAAUCAUCAGCAGCUGGGGGAGGCGGCGACGAACGGUUUGAGUUUAAAACGCGUCCACGCAAAUUGCUGAAAGCAGAUGGUCAUCCGCUGGACGCGAUGCACAGCAGCGAGCACAGCUUAAACAGCAUUACACUGGUAAGCAGCGAGUGGUUAUCCCCUGAUCCCGCCACCAACACCUCGAACCCAAGCCAAAGCUCCAACCACAACGACAACAACAAUAAUAAGAAUAACGGCAGCAACACAAACACGCCAAGCAUGCAGCGUCGCAAGGGGCAGCAAGAGCAGACAGUGCCACAUGCCCCACCAUUGACAAUGCCCCAUGCCAAUGCUAAUGGCAAUGCCAGCGUUCACAGCGACAAGUUCGAUGAGCGUCCGAUUAAACAUCAUUCUUUUGUCUCCGAAGUGCCCGAUGUGAAGCACAUGGAACGUGCACUGCUUGGACUUCUCGAUGAUUUUCACUCCGGCAAGCUGAAGGCGUUUGGAUCGGGCUGCACCAUGGACCAGAUGACCAAGAUACGCGAACAACAGGAGAGCUUAGCCAAAUUGCAUUUCGAGCUGGCCGCCGCCGAGGAGGAUUCUCUAGAGCAUGGCAAUGAGUUCAACACGAGUCGUGCCCAGGAGAAUAUGCUGCAGCUGAUGCAGCGCCUCGAACAGUUGUCCAUCUCCAUUGAGCAGCUGCAGACGAGUCACACGGGUCUCUGAGAUUUGGCCAACCUGCUGCCGACGAUCAACACGCUUGGGGAUCGUUUGCUGCUGCUCUGAUUCUUUGACUCUUGAAUCAUCUCUGACUCUUGACAUUGACGACAACGUUCACUUCGGACUUGUGUACAUAUUUAAGUUAAACAAUUAAGUAGUAAGAAUUUUUAUAAGCUUCCAACUGCUAUAUACGACAAACCGUAUAGCAGAAUAUAGUUAAGCCGAACUUUUGCAAAACAUUGUGAAUUGAAUUAGAUGGUAGUCGGUUUUUAUUAGCCACGUUAAGUGCACAUAAAUUGUAGCUUUAUCCUCUAUCCAUUUUUCCAACUGACUAGCUUCGAUUUCAAUGUAAUCUGUUCAAUUAAUAACCAUAUGUGUUUUUGUUAAAGUUAUUUGCAUCAUUCAAUUGAUUAAAAGUUAAUACUUUUAUAUAACAGA